Molecule: messenger RNA, 2460 nt
Organism: Penicillium subrubescens
Lineage: Eukaryota; Fungi; Ascomycota; Eurotiomycetes; Eurotiales; Aspergillaceae
Product: glycoside hydrolase family 31 protein
Exons: 1
Coding region: 1-2460 (819 amino acids)
Biological process (GO): carbohydrate metabolic process; N-glycan processing
Molecular function (GO): alpha-glucosidase activity
Source: RefSeq, a predicted model, not a curated record
AUGACGUUCCCAAUUCAUCCUGUCGCCAACUCUCAGGCUGUCCUUCCUGGCUCGAAGUAUCGCUUUACCGUGCUAACCGAUCGCUUGAUUCGAUACGAGUGGGCUUCUGAUGGCUGUUUCGAGGAUCGAGCGUCUACCUUCGCCAUUAACCGGCACUUUCCGACACCCCAAUUCCUCGUUAUCGACAACGAUGAUGGUCUCGAGAUCAUCACCGACCAUUUCCACCUAUGUUACGAUAAGCAAAGAUUCUCCCCUGCUGGACUGAACGCCCAUUUAAGCUUUCAACACACCAACUGGGGGGCUCCAUGGCGGUACGGACUCGAUGAGAAGCUCAACUUGGGCGGCUCGCUCAACUUGGGAGGCACAGCUCGGACCCUUGAUCUCUGCAACGGCCGUUGCGAUAUGGGAGAAGGAGUGAUUUCCAAAGCAGGGUACGCGGCCCUAGACGAUUCAACGUCCAUGCUCUUCGACGGCGACUUCGUGGUGGGCCGAAAACCCGGGGAUCGUAUCGAUGGAUACCUUUUCUGCUACGGUCAUGACUACAAAGCUGCGAUCAAGGCAUUCUACUCCGUGUCCGGCAAGCAGCCCGUAUUACCCCGCUACGCUCUAGGCAACUGGUGGAGUCGAUACUAUCCCUAUCAUCAGGACGGGUAUAUUCAGCUCAUGGAUGACUUCCGUGCACGCGAUAUUCCCCUGUCAGUUGCUGUGGUCGACAUGGACUGGCAUCUGGUAAAAGACCCUUCUGUACCUCAUGCCGGAUGGACCGGCUAUACCUGGGAUAGGAAGCUCUUCCCAAAUCCGGAGCAAUUCCGACGUGAUUUGCAUGAGAGACACCUGAAGAUCACCCUUAAUGAUCAUCCUCACAAUGGAAUUCAUUCCCAUGAAGAUGCAUACGAGGAGAUGGCCGAAGCUCUGGAUCACGACACCAGUGAAAAGAGGCCAAUUAUGUUCGAUCCCUCUAACCGCAAGUUCAUGAAAGCGUACCUGGAGAUCUUGCAUCGUAAUCUGGAGAAGACCGCAUGCGAUUUCUGGUGGAUCGACUGGCAGCAAGGGCCGUACUCUAAGGUUCCUGGCCUCGAUCCUCUUUGGCUUCUGAACCAUUUCCACUAUCUCGAUCAUGGACGAGACGGCAACACCACUCCUCUUAUCUUUUCCCGGUACGCUGGGCCUGGAAGCCAACGAUAUCCAAUAGGAUUCUCAGGCGACACAGUCGUCACCUGGGACUCGUUGGCUUUCCAACCGGAGUUCACCGCCACAGCGUCGAAUAUAGGUUAUGGAUGGUGGAGCCAUGAUAUUGGUGGCCAUAUCUUUGGUGUUAGAGACGACGAACUCGUUGCUCGUUGGGUUCAGCUCGGUGUCUUUUCGCCCAUUUUCCGUCUGCACUCGUCUGAUUCGAAGUGGAAUUCUAAAGAGCCGUGGAUGUAUCGCUCGGAGUACUGCGAGGUCAUGUCCAACUUUAUGAAGUUGCGACAUCGACUGGUGCCAUUCCUGUAUACGUGCAACGUCGUCGGUUCAGUCGAGUAUGAGCCUUUAGUGCAGCCGAUGUACUGGAUGUAUCCGGAAUCUGACCAGGCGUACGCGUUUCCCAAUCAGUAUAUCUUUGGAUCGAAACUCCUGAUUGCUCCUAUUGUCGAGCCUCGUGACAAGACGACAAACUUGGGGGCUGUCAAAGCCUGGCUGCCACCCGGUUCUCGGUUCACUGACAUAUUUACUGGUCAAUCGUAUGACGCAGACCGAGAGAUCACAUUCUACCGAACAUUGGAGGAAUACCCGGUUCUGGCCCGUGAAGGAACCAUUAUUCCUAUGGAUGCGAGCCCAGCUCCAGGAAACGGUUGUUUGAAUGUGGACGCGUUCGAGUUUGUCGUUGUAAUCGGCAAUGAUGCCGAAGCCACCAUUUUGGAAGAUGCUGGAGACGAGGCACCCAAUUCGACGUCUGGCAAAGGGCAACGGAAAUAUGUUGUCCAAUUCAACCAAGCAGAAGGGAAGCUGACCGCACAUUCGGUCGACCGACCCUCGAAAUUCCGAUUUCUGUCAUUGACAUCUGUUCCUGAUGACUUAAAAAUUUACUGUGACGGCAUCGAGCAGACGGACGAGAUUAAAGUGGCCAUUGAAGAGGACUGCCAGGCCCCUGGUCUGGUCAUUGACUGCUCGUUCUCCCAAGUUGGUCACUGUAUCACUAUUGAACUCGGUCCUGACCCUCAACUCAGCGUGAUGAAUCCGAUGCACCGUCUCGAGACUCUGAUAAUGGACUAUCAAUGUGAGUUCGAGGUUAAGGACCAGUUGUGGAAAGUCGUGACAGACCACAUGAAACCUGUUAACGCUGUGAUUGGGACAUUGCUAUCGCUUGGGUACGAUCUCUCUAUCGUGGGUCCUGUGUCUGAGCAGCUGUUGGCAGAUAGUCGGCUAUGUUUGCCUUUUGUUAGGCGGACGCUGGCUGAAGGAUCAGCCACGCGAGUCUGA